AUGUCUUCCGGUUUCCCCCGAACCCCUUUUGCCGGUCAUCACUGCCAAUGGCGACCAGACCAAGGACGACCACGGCCCCAAAAGAGAACGUUGAACCGAACUGGAAUUAAAGUUAUGAUUGUAUCGGUCACCGAAGAUACCAUUUUGGCGGUACAGGUCUUUGACCAGAAGAAGUUUAAGAAGAAGGACCAGGGCUUCUUGGGCGUCAUCAAUGUUCGCAUCGGCAACGUCAUCGAGCUCGCCCCUGAUGCAGACGACCAGAUGCUCACCCGUGACCUCAAAAAGUCGACCGACAACUUGGUCGUCCACGGAAAGCUCAUUAUCAACCUAUCCACAAACCUGGCAACCCCCGCUCGCGGCCAGACCGCUGCGCCAAACCGCCCCGGUCCGCCUCCCUCUGCGAAUGCAUCGAGCCUGUCCACCCCGCAAACCGACAACAGACCGGGCUCGGCCAUGGAGAACCCCUCGAGCACUCUGGCGCCCGGAUCUGCCACCAACCUGCCUCUACGACCCGCCAGCGUGACACCAGGCGGUCCUCCACCUCCCGCUGCUGGCGCAGCCCCGGCUACCGGUUCGACUCCUCGACCCACAAGCCAAUUGAGCCCCUUUGAGGAUGGACAAGGGCGGCUGCCAGCAGGCUGGGAGCGCCGGGAAGACAACCUGGGACGGACGUAUUACGUUGACCACAACACGAGGACGACCAACUGGAACCGUCCCACGGCUGCCGGUGCUGCCGAGCAACAAAACAACCGUGAGGCGGCUACGCAGGUCGAACGCCAGCGUCAUCAGAACCGAACUCUACCCGAAGACCGCACCGGGGCCAACUCGCCGACGCAGCAGCAGCAGCAGCAGCAGGUUCAGCAGGCCGCACAAGCUUCAAACAACCAGACCAUGAUGCACACCGGUGCCACCAGCCCGGGAACCGGUGAGCUUCCUCCCGGAUGGGAACAGAGGUGGACGCCUGAAGGUCGCCCCUACUUUGUCGACCACAACACAAGGACGACCACCUGGGUCGACCCGCGACGCCAGCAGUACAUCAGGAUGUACGGCGGACAGAACAACCAGAAUGGCACCAUUCAGCAGCAACCCGUGUCGCAACUUGGCCCUCUUCCUAGCGGCUGGGAGAUGCGUCUGACGAACACGGCGAGGGUGUACUUUGUCGACCAUAACACCAAGACGACGACGUGGGACGAUCCUCGCCUCCCUUCAUCGCUCGACCAAAAUGUACCGCAGUACAAGCGUGACUUCCGCAGGAAGCUUAUCUACUUCCGUUCGCAGCCUGCGAUGCGCAUCCUCUCCGGGCAGUGCCACAUCAAGGUGCGGCGCUCGCACAUUUUUGAAGACUCGUUUGCCGAGAUAUCAAGGCAGUCGGCGACGGAUCUGAAGAAGAGGCUGAUGAUCAAGUUCGAUGGAGAGGACGGUCUUGAUUACGGCGGUCUUUCUCGUGAAUUUUUCUUCCUCCUGUCCCACGAAAUGUUCAACCCCUUCUACUGUCUUUUCGAAUACUCAGCGCACGACAACUAUACCCUUCAGAUCAACCCUCACUCUGGCAUCAACCCCGAGCAUCUCAAUUACUUCAAGUUCAUCGGACGCGUUGUUGGUCUGGCCAUCUUCCACCGACGCUUCCUCGACGCCUUCUUCAUCGGCGCCCUAUACAAGAUGAUCCUCGGCAAGUCCGUCGUGCUUGCGGAUAUGGAGGGCGUCGACGCCGACUUCCACAGGUCGCUGCAGUGGAUGCUGGACAACGAUAUCUCGGGCGGUAUCCUCGAGCAGACGUUUUCUACGGAAGACGAGCGCUUUGGAGUGAUUUGCGUCGAAGACUUGAAGCCCGAUGGCCGCAACAUCGAUGUGGACAACGACAACAAGAAGGAGUAUGUCGAUUUGAUGGUCAAAUGGAGAAUUGAGAAGCGCAUCGCCGAGCAAUUCCAGGCUUUCCAGACUGGCUUCCACGAACUCAUUCCCCAGGACCUCAUCAACGUUUUUGACGAACGCGAGCUCGAGUUGCUUAUUGGUGGUAUCGCUGAAAUUGACGUUGACGACUGGAAGAAGCACACUGACUAUCGCGGCUACACUGAAUCGGAUGAGGUUGUCCAGUUCUUUUGGCAGACCAUCCGCUCCUGGGACGGAGAACAAAAGUCACGUCUGCUGCAGUUUGCCACGGGUACUUCCCGAAUCCCUGUCAACGGUUUCAAGGAUCUUCAGGGCAGUGAUGGCCCCAGACGCUUCACGAUUGAGAAGGCGGGCGAAGUCAACAACCUUCCCAAAGCGCACACAUGUUUCAACCGCUUGGACCUGCCGCCGUACAAGAAUCUAGAGGCGCUGCAACAGAAGCUGACGAUUGCUGUUGAAGAGACCAUGGGCUUUGGUCAGGAGUAA
Messenger RNA from Verticillium alfalfae VaMs.102, 2376 nucleotides. Its product is annotated as E3 ubiquitin-protein ligase pub1. The coding region runs from base 1 to 2376 and encodes 791 amino acids. Gene Ontology annotation, biological process: ubiquitin-dependent protein catabolic process. The transcript has 5 exons. The record is from RefSeq and is a predicted model, not a curated record. Gene Ontology annotation, molecular function: ubiquitin protein ligase activity; protein binding. NCBI's taxonomy places the organism in Eukaryota, Fungi, Ascomycota, Sordariomycetes, Glomerellales, Plectosphaerellaceae.